AUGGAGAAGGACUUGAACGCGCUUGAGUCUGAGCUCGCUCGAUCUGCCAGAAAGCAGGACCUCAUGAAGAUCAAGAAGAAGUGGAACUUAAAGACGGUUGUUUUUGGAUCCGACGUUACCCUGGAUUCGGCUCGGCAGGCACUGGCGAGGGAUUUGCGCUUGGAGCUGCGAGAACUGCAACAACUCGGAGCUUCGAAGGACGGUAUCCUUCAGACUCCACACGGUGGAAUCAUGGCGGCAGUGGCCACCAGUCAGUCAGAAAGGCGGCACAGCGAAGGAGCUGAAGACACAGGACGCUACACCAAGCUGGCCGUGAGCGCCGCACUGUGCUUGUGCGGGCUUGCCGCGCUGAAGCUGCGAGAGGUGCAAGCCGCUGCGAGCCCUUCGAGGGAAACCUCGCAAGAGCCAGCUGCGGAAGAUCUCGAAUCUGCGCUUGGAGGGACUAAACCUGGCGAAGCCUCUUCGCCCAAAGCGAGUGCAGGCAGAGGCGAAGAGCCGCAAACUACGCCAGAGGCCAAAGAGUCAAUUCGGCAUCAAGAACGGGAAGCAGGUGCCAGCUACUACCUUUCGCGAAUUUCGGAGGAGAGAGCGCAGGUGCUCAAACUUGGCACUGGUCUCGUACUCGUGCUGGGAUUGGUUUACUACUUUUGGCCAAAUGUGCCUCCACAGAGCCCCGAUGGCCCGGAAGGUCAAACCUUUACACAGGAGACCGAGGCAGCCGUCCUUGCUCUGUGUGAGUUUGAGGAGGUUGGAGGUGCACGGAAGACUGGGAAGAGUCGAUACAGAGUUUCACCGCACUCUCCCCCCCCUCCAAGGCCGGGCUGCUCCGGAAGCCUCCUCUGCAGACUGUAG
This is a messenger RNA of Symbiodinium sp. CCMP2456, 852 nucleotides long. Lineage: Eukaryota; Dinophyceae; Suessiales; Symbiodiniaceae. The record is from the annotation of a GenBank genome assembly.